Messenger RNA from Equus quagga, 1413 nucleotides. It is a transcript of the gene CIB2, whose product is annotated as calcium and integrin binding family member 2. Gene Ontology annotation, molecular function: calcium ion binding. The transcript has 8 exons. The record is from RefSeq and is a predicted model, not a curated record. The coding region runs from base 356 to 997 and encodes 213 amino acids. NCBI's taxonomy places the organism in Eukaryota, Metazoa, Chordata, Mammalia, Perissodactyla, Equidae.
CGCCGCGGGGCAGGGCCGCGGGCGCGGGGCUCCGGUGGCCGCUGAUGGGAGGCGGCGUCCAGGCGGGCAAGCAGCGACUGCGCCGGGGCCACCAUGGGAAACAAGCAGACCAUCUUCACCGAAGAGCAGCUAGACAACUACCAGGUGGAAGCGUGACCUUGGGCUGGUGACUUCUCCGAGCCUCAGUUUCCCCACUCGUGGAAUGAGAGCGCUUUCAAGUUAGAAGAUUCUCCAAGGCGUGCCUCGCUCCAGCUACCCCUUCUUCCCUCCCCAAUUCAGCCUUCUUACUCUUGUACCCGGGCUGGACCCCAACCCCUCCCCAGCCUCCCAUCCCAGCGCCCACCUUGGCAGGGAGAUGGAGAGUCAGCAAAUGUGGGCCGGACGGAGGACCCCGUUUCUCCUCCUCCAAUCCCGGGAAGCAGCCCAGGAGAAGUCUCUCCAUCUGGCCCAGCAUGGAAAUAAUUGGAGCAAGAAGGCAAGCCAGGACUGCACCUUCUUCAAUAAGAAGGACAUCCUCAAGCUCCAUGCACGGUUCUAUGAGCUGGCCCCUAACCUCGUCCCGAUGGACUACAGAAAGAGCCCCAUUGUCCACGUGCCCAUGAGCCUCAUCAUCCAGAUGCCGGAGCUCCGGGAGAAUCCCUUCAAGGAAAGGAUCGUGGAGGCUUUUUCCGAGGACGGCGAGGGAAACCUCACCUUCAAUGACUUUGUGGACAUGUUUUCUGUGCUCUGUGAGUCGGCUCCCCGCGAGCUCAAGGCAAACUACGCCUUCAAGAUCUAUGACUUCAACACCGACAAUUUUAUCUGCAAGGAGGACCUGGAACGGACACUGGCCCGGCUCACGAAGUCAGAGCUGGACGAGGACGAGGUGGUGCUUGUAUGCGAUAAGGUCAUCGAGGAGGCCGAUCUGGAUGGCGAUGGCAAGCUGGGCUUUGCUGACUUUGAGGAUAUGAUCGCCAAGGCUCCUGACUUCCUCAGCACUUUCCACAUCCGGAUCUGAGGACAGUGCAGGUCGCAAGGGCCCAGAAGCCCACCAUCCAGCUCUGCUCUCUCCACGAGUGUGACCUCCAAGCUCCCCAGGAAAGGAGCUGUGGCCUCCGGGGUUUACACCCACGAACAUUUCCUGGGCCCUUCAGCAAAAAAUCCUUAACCAGGGAAGGGAGGAUGUGAGGAGUAGGGCCCUUCCCAUGUCUCCUGUGGUCUGGCCCCAGGACCCAUGGCCCCUCCUCAGGCCCUCACUCUGUCCCCCCGACCUCCCCUACAUCCUGGUCCUCUCCCCAUCAGAAAUGGCCACACUGAGAGGGGAAGGCAAAACACCUAACAGGGCAGGGGGUACUGACUUGUCUAAGUGCCAGGCAGACAUGCCAGUCCCCCAGGGCAAAGAGGGGAAAAAAAAAAAAAGAGAGGACAAGGUUU